Molecule: messenger RNA, 1722 nt
Organism: Oppia nitens
Lineage: Eukaryota; Metazoa; Arthropoda; Arachnida; Sarcoptiformes; Oppiidae
Exons: 5
Coding region: 1-1722 (573 amino acids)
Biological process (GO): transmembrane transport
Cellular component (GO): membrane
Molecular function (GO): transmembrane transporter activity
Source: RefSeq, a predicted model, not a curated record
AUGAAACCGAUAGCUUUUCUAAUGUCAGGCGUACUUAUGGUCAACGAUACCCGAUUAGCUGCUUUGGGAUUCCUGUCCAACAUUUUGGCCGGUCUAUCAAUCGGAUUGAUUAAUAGUCCAUUGGGACUGUAUAUUAUGUACGCUAUUGGCGGUGCCAGUUGUCUGUGUUGGAUAGGCAUCCGAUCAUUGUUAUCAAAAUUGGUUACCGAAGCCGAAUCGGGUAAAGUUUUCAGUCUAUUGGCUGCACUCGAAACAAUUAUGCCGACAGUUAAUACACUGUUUUGUAAUCUAUCGGAAAUUACAACCAAUCAGUUAAUUCAGGACAAAAUAUGUCUGAAUCGGUAUAACCAGUCAGUUGACUAUUGUGUCGACAUUAGCAAAGUGACAACAACAACAACAGCUACCGGUGCUCAGGCGAUCAAUGCAACCAGUGUUGUCGUUGCCAUCAAAGAUAGCAUAUUGGGUGACCUGGCCCGAUUCAAUAUCUAUACCGUUAAUAUAUCGACAUUGCCGGCCUUUUUUUAUGUACUGUUUAUCGGCUCCUGGACUGAUAGCUAUGUCCAUGGCCGCAAACUGGUACUACUAUUGAGCAGUCUGAGCUAUAUCGGAAUGUUUGCUGGCCUACUGUUCAAUUCAAUAUAUUUUGAUUUAGAUAUCUAUUAUAUAUUAUUGUCAUACAUACCCAGUGCCCUAUCUGGCGGUUGGCCUACAGUAGUGCUAAUCUGUUACAGCUAUAUGUCUAACAAUUCGUCAAAUGAGUACAGAUUUAUCAAAUUUCUUGCCUAUGAAGUGGCUGUCACUACAGCUGAUCCAUUGGGCACCUAUUUGGGCGGUCGACUACUGGGCAAAGGUAAUCAUCAGGCAAUCAAUGGCCAGCAACUGCGCAACUAUAGUCAUGUCUAUACGACUUGUUUGGUUGCAAUUGUUGUCGGGUUUCUAUGGGUUUUGCUAGUAAUCAACGAAAACAGUGUCGAAGUUGGGUAUCAGCUCAUCAACAACGACGGAGAUGGAUGUGGCGAUGGCGGAGACACYGUUAACUCUGUCAUMGAUGAAAAUGGGCCACUAAUGGACAGUGAUUUUCACGAUGAAACCGAUGAGGAAACCUAUGAGAAUAAUAAUAAGUCAAAGAAAAUAGUAAUACAAAAACUGUCGUCUCUGGCGCCGCCACCGUCACCGCCGCCACAUAAAAUGGACACMAAAUUUUCGUUAUCGAAAAUGUUUGAUCUGAACAAUGUCGGCGAUAUGUUUGCCACAGCAUUCAAACAGAGGCCAAACAACGGCCGUACGCUGAUAUGGCUUCUCUAUUUGUGUAUGUGUAUGCAUGUAUCGUCAACUGUAGGCCACUUACAGGUGCUGUUUCCAUAUGUUGAAAAAGUUUACCACUGGGAUGCCCAACAGUUUAGUAAUGUUAAGUCAAUAGCAGCCUUUGCAUUGAUCCUAUUGAUGGCACCGAUAGCUUUUCUGAUGUCAGGCGUGCUUAAGGUCAACGAUACCCGAUUAGCUGCUUUGGGAUUCCUGUCCAACAUUUUGGCCGGUCUAUCAAUCGGAUUGAUUAACAGUCCAGUGGGACUGUAUAUAAUGUACGCUAUUGGCAGUGCCAGCUGUCUGAUUUCAAUAGGCAUACGAUCACCGUUAUCAAAAUUGGCUACCGAAGCCGAAUCGGGUAAAGUUUUCAGUCUAUUGGCUGCACUCGAAACAAUUAUGCCUACAUUGGUUUCCUAG